AGCCUCAUGUGACAGAGGUAGGUCAGACAGAGCGGAGAGUCAGAGGGUUUAUUUAACUCGUCGCUCUGUACUCCCCCACUUUCCCGACGCGCCACUAGGAGAGGGUGGACUUCCUCCUGCGGCGGGACCACAGCGUGGAAUUUACAUGGACUUAACCUGAACGCACCUGAGAUAGCGCUUACAAUAAGAGCCGCUCUAAAAAUGACACAUUCUUAAACAUUUUCUGAAACAUUUUUGAUGCGCUUUAGCGUACUUCACUCUGCCCGUAAAUAAAUGCGUGUUUGUUUGUGGCUGAAUUGGUGAUUAUUUUUACAUACAUUUAUCUGGACCCGAACAAAGAAUGGAGCGAGUCCCAAGCGAGCAACCGCCUCCUCUCUCCAAACACCAGCCUGAUCUGUCAGACGUGCAGGGGAUGGAUUUCCAAAUGUAUGUUUAUAAGCCUAGAAGAGGGAUAAAAAGGGGAGAAGAGAGCAAGGACACCUACAAGCUGCCCCACAGACUCAUCGAGAAGAAAAGGCGCGAUCGGAUAAACGAAUGCAUCGCUCAGCUGAAAGAUUUAUUACCCGAACAUCUAAAACUCACCACUCUGGGCCAUCUGGAGAAGGCUGUGGUUUUAGAGCUCACGCUCAAACAUGUGAAAGCACUCACCUCUCUUCUGGAGCAGCAGCAGCAGAAGAUCCUUUCUCUGCAGAGUGGCAUGCAAAUCGAGCAACCCACUGUUAACCAGGAGAAGUCAGAGGAGAUGUUUCGCUCUGGUUUCCACAUGUGUGCCAAGGAGAUUCUCCAGUAUCUAGCCAAUCAUGAGGCUGAUGGAGACCUGACUUCAACUCAUCUCAUCGGCCAUCUUCACAAACUGGCUGCUGAAGUGCUGCAGAGCCCGGCUAGACCUUGCACCCCUCACAGCCCCCAACCCAAAGAGGUUCCGGCCUACCACCAGCGCCAGCCUCACAAGGAGAUGGCCACCACCGUGCCCCCUAAGCCCACUGAGGGAUAUGGAAGGAACUGUGUGCCAGUCAUCCAGCGGGCAUACGCACCAGCGAGUGGCGAGCAGAGUGGAAGUGACACAGACACAGACAGUGGCUAUGGGGGGGAGCUGGAGAAGACUGAAGUGGGGGCACUGCAGGGACGCUCUGAUUAUUAUGGUCAUGGCAGCCAACAGAAGCGACCGCUGGGAGACAGGCAGAGCUCUGCCAUCAAGCAGGAGGACGAUGAGCCGCGCCACAAGCGACCCCGUGUGGAGUCUUCUGAGGAUGAGGUGCUCUCAAGUGGAGAGUCGUCGAUUUCAUCAUCCUCCAGUGGUUAUGGUAGUUACAUGAGCACGUCACCCUCCCACCCACCUCCCCCUCCUCAUCCUCUCUGCAUGCCGUUCUACCUCAUCCCCCCUUCAGCUGCGGCCUACCUACCAAUGCUGGAGAAAUGCUGGUAUCCUGGAGCAGUGCCUAUGCUCUACCCCGGCAUGGGAGGCUCCUCACCCACCAUGUCUGUCGACAGACCACCACCUCCGCUUGUGUUGUCUCCCAGAGGAGGCUCUCCUGCCCCAGCCCUAUCUCAGACCCCCAUGGACUCCCCUGCUCUGCUUCAGGCACUAAAGCAGGUACCACCCCUCAACCUGGAAACCAAAGAAUGAGGAAUGAAGGAACAGGCGAAGGGACAAUGCCUUUUCUAAUGGCCACCGUCAACAAGUGGACGACAUGACUGAGCUGUUUGUAAUUUAAUCUAUACUCAUUCAUCUUCUCUUUUCGUCAUCUGGAGGUCAGAUAGUACCCAUUCACACUGGGAGGAAUGCAAAACUCUGGCUGAAUGUUUAAAGCUCAGUGGUUUUCCUCAUUUAUAGAUGUACUGUUUGAACCCGAACUGCCCUGCACAUACAUUUUGGUUGAAUGUAAAGAAAGAAGUCUUUAAGAUGCUGCUGUGGAAAUGUAAAAGCCUACAACUAUCCAUCUCACUAUGUAGCUGUUGUGACAAAGAAUUGCCAUGUUGUACUUUACUUUAAAGACGUUUUGCACCAAAAUAGUGGUAAUUAAUCACCCAAAGUUUGUUGCCUAUGUCUUUUGUUCAUCAUUUUGUUCACUAAAAUGCCCUUUCUCAACUUGAUAUUGAUGAAUUUAAACCCCCAGAAGUUCUGAAGUGUGUAUAGAAUGAGUAAUGAGAUGGCCGUAGUGGAUGAAGGGAUAGGCCACUACAUGGCCAAAAUGAGUGACAUGUCUUGUUUUUGUGUUGAUGAACUGAGAGGGAUUUCUGUAAUUAUUGUUCAUAGACUUCUUGUAUAUUUCUAUUUUUGAUACCUGUGCUUGCACUCUGCUCUCUCAGGCAGCCGGAGGGAUUGCAGAGUGUGGACAACGUUGUGUACUCAGAAAGUGUACAUUCUGUAGCACUGUGCUGGACCUGGUCUGCGUACUCAGCGUGUUUUCUGCUCAAGUCAAACCCGGUGUUUGUUCUUGCUGUUGCCUUUUACUUGUGAGAAGCUGAUAAACUGCAGAUGUUUAUUCUCUGUACAAUGUAUUAAACCUGGAGUCAAAGAUAUGAGGAAGGGGUGAAGUGAAUGUAAGUUUUACCAGAAGACUAGUUUUCUAUAGAAAGUGAGGUACUUAAGGUUUUAUAUUUUGGGACCUAAAGAGAGAUGUUUGAUGUACAUAUUUUGUCUAUAAAUGUUGAUAUAAAUCAUAAGUGUAUUAAUAAAGUAUUUUUCCCAAGGAUA
This is a messenger RNA of Gambusia affinis (western mosquitofish), 2698 nucleotides long. Its product is annotated as class E basic helix-loop-helix protein 40-like. The record is from RefSeq and is a predicted model, not a curated record. Gene Ontology annotation, cellular component: nucleus. Gene Ontology annotation, molecular function: RNA polymerase II cis-regulatory region sequence-specific DNA binding; protein dimerization activity; DNA-binding transcription factor activity, RNA polymerase II-specific. Gene Ontology annotation, biological process: anterior/posterior pattern specification; circadian regulation of gene expression; regulation of transcription by RNA polymerase II. The coding region runs from base 341 to 1627 and encodes 428 amino acids. NCBI's taxonomy places the organism in Eukaryota, Metazoa, Chordata, Actinopteri, Cyprinodontiformes, Poeciliidae. The transcript has 5 exons.